Messenger RNA from Xenopus tropicalis (tropical clawed frog), 3272 nucleotides. The record is from RefSeq. Lineage: Eukaryota; Metazoa; Chordata; Amphibia; Anura; Pipidae.
GAACAUGUUUUGGCUGAAAGGGGCGUAGGUUUUGUUGCUGUUUUGCGGGCAAGCGCAGUGGCAGGUUUUGGUGGAAGGUACCAGAAUCGUUGACGAGUUCGUUUCGGUGAGUUGUUGGGCGACACGGCUGCACUUCGAUAUUGGCAGUUAAGGAGUUGUUUUCCCUUGUUGCCGUGGACUGAUUUUGUGACAGCAAGUACUUUAUUUGAGAUAAUCUGUCCAAAAUGCCUGGCAGGAAAAGGCCUGUCCUGUGUCAGCCAUGGGAAGAGGAUGAGUGCCUGGACUACUAUGGCAUGCUUUCCCUUCAUCGCAUGUUUGACAUAGUUGGUUCCCAACUAACACAAAGUGACAUUGAUGCCCUAUCUUUCCUGCUCCAUGAAACACACCCCUUUACACAUCCCUUGGAUCCCCAGCUAUGGACAGCUGAAGACGAGAGUGGUGAAGCAAUGCCUAACAGUGCCUUGCUAUCAGCUUGGCAAAGGUUGAAUCGUGACAGUAGGACACUUAAUGAGAAUAAGUUGGACUCUCCAGAUCUUCAACCCAAGGAUGGGACUGAGCUACUGCUUAAACUUGAGAGAAUGGGAAAAUGUGAUGAGAGCAACUUUACACAUCUCUUGCAACUGUUACGUGUAUUAACACGUCAUGACCUGCUCCCAUAUGUUUCCAUGAAAAGACCCCGCACAGUGUCCCCUGAGAGGUAUACACAUGGCCCAUCUAUAUUGGAUUCUGACAAGCAAAUGGAUAAAUGUCUUAACCCAACCCCUUCAGGCACCAGUGAAGAAAACUGGGAAACAGGGUCUAACGCCAGCAAAAGAAAGAGAAGCGGGACUCAAAAAAGGGGUCGCUGCCCCAAACCAAAGAGAAAUAAAGCGAGCAACACUCCCUCGCAGAAUCCAAUUAACCAGAGCAAAGUAACAUGUGGUGUUCUGAGCAAAGGUUGAUGGUUAAGAGAGAAAGUCUCUUAAAUAACGAAAUGAUCAUGCGCUCUUCAGUUCUCAAACAAGCGCACCACAAAGUUAAGAUCGCCAAUGGAAAAAAGCCUUAACUAGCUGCUCUGACAGUCUCUGGCACUGCAAGUCAAUGGUAAACUUGGGAGCAAAACACAGGCUUGUUUGUUUCUGCUUCCGUCUGUGCUCUAUAUACGACCUGCUCAACAUUUUACAAUAAGCAUCUCAACAUGGACAAUUAUGUUACGAAUAUUGCAAAACCUAACAUGUCUUCAGCUUUCUCCUGGUUGUGGUCCCUUUAAUAAAAGGGAAAGAGUUUGUUUUGGAUCUGUUACUGUGCUAUUAGGAAUCAGGCCAUGGCUGCCAAAUUUUACAGAAAAUUGUGUUACUCAGCUGGCUUAGGUGCCAUGAAUACCAUCAUCGAAAAGUUUUGGACAGCCAAUGAUAUUCAAUUUUUUAACCUGAUUUAUCUUUUUAAAUAUUGUAUUGUUCUAUUAUCACCUUAUAAUGAUAAAAGAGUGUUUUGAAGUGUAUAUUUUGGUUUUAUCACACAUACUUGCUGUUUAUUUAUAACCCCUUUGUGUUAGUGACUGCAUACUGUGUUUAUCUAUUUAUGUAUUUGCAGUAUGUUUUUAACACAAAGACCACCACAGCAUUACUGUCACAAUGGGGUUAGUAUAGAGGAAAAUAAAACACAACCAGAAAAAAGUUUUUGUCCUAAAAAGAAAUGUUUAAAAAUAUUGGUUUAUCAAUAGUUUUUGUAUUUUUAUGGUUAAUUCUUUUGGAUGUUAGACACAAGAUAUGUAAAGAGAACAAAGCAUUUUUACAUUACUGUGUGAUCACAGACUGGCUAGACUUUCAAGCACUCCUUGAGAAAAAGGUAUUCCCAAAAUUAUAUUCUUGAACAAAGCUCUAUUUAAGGUGGUCCUGCACUGUAAGAUCCACUAUUUGGACAAGAAGACAUUGGGCUGAUCUGAUCAUCUGAUCCCCAGGCCAACAAUUUGAUCAGAAUGGGGGCCUAGGGAUAUGGUUCUCAUAUGAUUUUGUAACCUGCCCUGAUUUUCUGGCACAUAUCAGUAAAAAAGACAUUAGAAUGGCACCAUACAUGGGCCAAAAUGUUGACAACUUGGUCUGGAGGGGCUGAGAUGGCAGCUUUUAUCAAUUUGUGUAUGUGCACCUUUACUUGAAUAUUGAUGUUGCUGGAUUCUGAAAACAUGUCUCCCUGUCUAUCUGUAAUGUAACGUUAGAGGUAUUUUUUUUUUUAUAAAAAAAAAAAACCUACAAGUACUGAUUAUUUACUCGGUAUGUGGUACAGGUUCCGUGCAUGGAAUGGUAAACAGAAAUGGCUGUGUGAGUUUUAUGGUAUUGCCUUAACCUGAUUCAAAUAUAUAAAUGGCACAAGCUAGUUAAGAGACAUUUCCUGAAAAUUGAAGCCUGCUCUUACACAUGGGCUGUGUUAAACAGUGUAAUUUUACUUAAAAUAUAAGCUUCAUAUGCACAAUGGCAGUAUCUUUCUUUCCUUUGCAACAGAAAAUCAUUUGCUUUAAUAUUACUGCAGUUGAAUAAUGCUGAAAGCAAGCAUUGUUACAACCAGUGAGCAGCAAUACAUCUUAUACAACUGCAUUAAACAAUUUACAUUUGGUACAACUGGGUUUCUAGCAGCUUUCUUUGUCCAGAAUUUUGUAUUGCAGUCUAUGUAUACUGGCUAUUUAGUGUAUAGCACCCAAUGCUGCAAUGGGUUUCUGGUAUUAAAAGAUAGGAAUACACUGCCAAGUAAAAUACUAAAUACAUUGCUUUAGGAUUUGGCCAAAUACUGUAUAUCAUUUAGAAUAUUAAAACUAGCAGCAACCUUUAUAUGGUCACUAUGUAUCACUUACGCAAGAGCAUCCCAAGUGUUGUCAAUUCUAAUAAAGAUUUCACUGAAAGGAUGCUAAGGACUGUGCUGCUGAUUUCUGAUAAAUACUGUCAUUUCUGUUGAAUCCUGCAUGUUGUGCUUCCUUGGUGCAAAUUGCAACAUACAGCAAGUAUUACUCAAAGAAAAUGGCUUUAAAAAAACCCAAUUGAACAUAGCAGCAUUACAGUGGCUGCCAUACUUUCCAGUGCUAUGUCUCUUUUCAUUGUGCAGAAGCACGCCUGUUAAUCAUGUACUUGAAAUCCAGCAACUGUUACUAGAUGUGCAAUAUUGAAUACAAUUCCAUGCCUUUACAAAUUGUUCUGCAAACUCUGCAUUCUGUAAACCGAAUUCCUUUGCAAUCUAUUGUGUCAUGUAAGAAAGAUUGUGUAAAUUAAAGAAAGAGAAUGCUUUCUCCACUUCAUUACUCAUCA